UGCGGAGGGCCUCGGAAUCGGGAGAUAGGAUCGCUCACUGACAGGGCCUCCACCUUGCUCCAAGUGAAAGAGAUGCACCCGCUGGGCCUAUGUAAUAACAAUGAUGAAGAGGACUUGUAUGAAUAUGGCUGGGUAGGAGUGGUGAAGCUGGAACAGCCAGAACUGGACCCGAAACCAUGCCUCACUGUCCUGGGCAAGGCCAAGCGAGCAGUGCAGCGGGGAGCCACCGCAGUCAUCUUUGAUGUGUCUGAAAACCCAGAAGCUAUCGACCAGCUAAACCAGGGUUCGGAAGACCCGCUCAAGAGGCCAGUUGUGUAUGUGAAGGGUGCAGAUGCCAUCAAGCUGAUGAACAUCGUCAACAAGCAGAAAGUGGCUCGGGCAAGGAUUCAGCACCGCCCCCCUCGACAACCCACGGAAUACUUCGACAUGGGGAUUUUCCUGGCUUUCUUCGUCGUGGUCUCCUUGGUCUGCCUCAUCCUCCUUGUCAAAAUCAAGCUGAAGCAGCGACGCAGUCAGAAUUCCAUGAACAGGCUGGCUGUGCAGGCUCUGGAGAAGAUGGAAACCAGGAAGUUCAACUCCAAGAACAAGGGACGCCGGGAGGGGAGCUGUGGGGCCCUGGACACGCUCAGCAGCAGCUCCACAUCUGACUGUGCCAUCUGCCUUGAGAAGUACAUCGACGGAGAGGAGCUGCGGGUUAUCCCCUGUACUCACCGCUUUCACAGGAAGUGCGUGGACCCAUGGCUGCUGCAGCACCACACCUGCCCCCAUUGUCGACACAACAUCAUAGAGCAAAAGGGCAACCCAAGCACCGUGUGCGUGGAGACCAGCAACCUCGCACGCGGCCGGCAGCAGAGGGUGAUCUUGCCGGUGCACUACCCCGGCCGCGUGCACAGGACCAACGCCAUCCCAGCCUACCCUACGAGGACAAGUAUGGACUCCCACGGCAACCCCGUCACGCUGCUGACUGUGGACCGGCACGGGGAGCAGAGCCUCUAUGCGCCACAGACUCCCGCCUACAUCCGCGGCUACCCGCCCCUGCACCUGGACCACACCCUCGCCCCGCACCGCUGCAGCCUGGAGCACCGGGCCUACUCACCAGCCCACCCCUUCCGGAGGCCCAAGUUUAGCGGCCGCAGCUUCUCCAAGGCAGCUUGCUUCUCCCAGUAUGAGACCAUGUACCAACACUACUACUUCCAAGGCCUCAGCUACCCCGAGCAGGAAGGUCAGGCCCCGCCCGGCCUCACUGCCAGGGGCCCUACCCGUGCCUUUCCCCAGAAUGGCAGUGGCAGCCUGCUCUUCCCCACAGCGGUGCGCAUGGCCCCGCCCUCCCACCUGGAGAGCGGCAGCACGUCCAGCUUCAGCUGCUACCACGGCCAUCGCUCGGUGUGCAGCGGCUACCUGGCCGAUUGCCCAGGCAGCGACAGCAGCAGCAGCAGCAGCAGCUCGGGCCAGUGCCACUGUUCCUCCAGUGACUCGGUGGUGGACUGCACUGAGGUCAGCAACCAGGGUGUGUACGGGAGCUGCUCCACCUUCCGUAGCUCCCUCAGCAGCGACUAUGACCCCUUCAUCUACCGCAGCCGGAGCCCCUGUCGCACCAGUGAUGUUGGGGGCUCAGGCAGCUCAGGCCGGGGGCCUGUCGUGCGCCUCGAGGGUUCCCCUCCACCUGAGGAGCUCCCAGCAGCCCAUAGUCAAGGUGCUGGGCGUGGGGAGCCUUGGCCCGGCCCUGCCUCUCCCUUGGGGGACCAGUUGUCCACCUGCAGCCUGGAGAUGAACUACAGCAGCAACUCUUCCCUGGAGCACAGGGGGCCCAACAGCUCUACCUCAGAAGUGGGGCUCGAGGCCUCUCCUGGGGCCGCCCCAGACCUCAGGAGGACCUGGAAGGGGGGCCAUGAGGGGGCGUCGUGUGCCUGCUGCUGCGAGCCCCAGCCCUCCUCACUGGAACCCAGCGUGGGAGCGGCUGGGGGUAGCACCUUGUUCCUGGGCGCCCCCCUCUGUGAGGGCUGUGGCCCCACAGGCGGGGAGUCACAGCUGGGCAGCUCCCAGGGCCUGUAUGGCCUUCACCCAGACCAUUUGCCUAGGACAGAUGGGGCGAAAUAUGAGGGCCUGCCCUGCUGCUUCUAUGAAGAGAAGCAGGUGGCCCAAGGCGGCGGCGGGGGCGGCGGCUGCUACACUGAGGACUGCUCUGUCAGCGUGCAGUACACGCUGGCCCAGGAGCCCCCUCCCAGCUGCCCCCCGGGGGCCUGGGACUUGAGCCAGCGCAUCCCCAUCAUUCCCGAGGAUGUGGACUGUGACUUGGGCCUGCCCUCAGACUGCCAAGGGACCCAUGGCCUCGGCCCUUGGGGUAGGACGCUGGGCCCCGACGUCCUGCGACCCCACAGGGAUCUGGGGGGAGCCCAGGAAGAAGAGCGGGUUCUGUGCUGCCAGCCCAGGACACCACUGCUUCCUGACUGCCCUCUGGACGAGGCUGGGGCCACCAGGGCCGGCUUCCCCAGUGCCUCCCAGGACAUUCAGGAGUCUAACACCACAGCCACUGAGGCUGCAGGACAGACAUCUCGCCCAGCAGACAGCGGUGGCACAGGAGCCUGAGCCCAGAAGGAACUCUUAUGUGGAAAUGGGAACUGUACGGAGACGCCAAACUCUGACUUCCUUCAGAAAAAGAAAAAAAAAAUUUUUUUUUUUUUUAGCUUUGACAAACACACAAAAGUGGUAAUAAAGAGAGCCCUCCUUCUCAACCCAAAAUGUGAGCCCUCUGUGGCAACCUCCACCUCCCCCCCAUUAACAAACCAACAGACAAAAUUCUCUGAGUCUUUGCCUCUUUUGAUAACAUGUUAUUCUAUUUUGUAAAGUGUGUGUGCUUGGGGUUCUGAGGUGUGUGGGAUUGAGUUCUCGGCUUUGUUUUUUAAGAUAUUAUAUGUAAAUGUAAAAAGUUAUUUAAAUAUAUAUUUUAAAGAACCCUAACCGCCAACUUUUGCUGGAAAAAAAAAAAAUCACUGCUGCAUUAAUUGAACCACAUCAUGUGUAGAUACUGUUGUCUCCCCUGAAGGGAGCUCAGGCCUUUAAAAAGCUCAGGGCUACACCUGCCUUAGAAAAUGAACCAGAAACUUGAAGUAAAGCUAGUCGAUAUGGGUACAAACUCUGAAGAACAAUGCAAUGCUGCCUCUUUCUUUCUCGUGGCAAAUCCCAACAUACAAAAUUUCAGGCCUUCUCGGAAGCCAUGCUUCUCCAGCCCACACCUUUAGGCAGCUGAUGGAAACAGCUAGGAAUAGGUGCAAGGUCUGCAGCACUAGGGGGCCAGGGCAAGCCAUUGCUAUGGAAGCCCCUGGGGUACAGGGAUGAUUCUGCCCAGUGUCCUCAGUCUGUCCCCAGGAGUUAUCGUCCUAAGGUAAAGGCCAGGGUUCCUGGUGCUGAUCUUGGGCUUCCUACAACUGGCUGCAGAAAUAGUUUGACGGGGUAUGCGGCGACAAACACCUAGGAGGAACGUAGUUUGCAGCCUUGGCAUCUGAUGGGACUGAGAACAGAAGGCACACGGGCGCUGCUGCGUCCUUGGGCUGCCUUCCUGGAGGCGCAUGGCUGGUACCCCAUCGGGUCUGCACCAAGCUGGGUUUGAAUGAUAACGUUUCCUGUCUCACUUCCCUACUGAGGCACUGCUUCAGGGUUAUUCAGCCCUCUGCCUCAUGGCUGAAGUUGCUCAUCUCACCUGCAAAUGUCUACUAUCCUUUCUACCUAAUGCACUAUUAUGUAUUGAUCCUCCAGGAGACAGAGAAAGAGACUAUCAGAUAGUUUAGACCCAAAGGGUAGGUAGGUUUUUGUAUAUUUUUCCAGCCUUUGGUUUUUUUGUUUUUUGUUUUUAAGAGGGAGGGAGAAUUUAAAAACCCAAGUCAUUUUUUAAAAGAUGUUUCCAUUUUAAAAGGGAGAAUCUAUUUAAAGGUAUUUCACAUCAGGGAUUGUCACCCUUUUGGUCCAAUGUAUUUCUUGUCCUUAAAAUUUUUUCUUAGAAGAAACUAAUCACAUUCGCCCCAUGUUCACUAACUUUCCUGGUCACUUUUAUUCAUUUACCCCGCAGAUAUUGGGUGCCACCAGAAAAGCUCGUUUGCGAAAUAGGAACCCUGGGAGCUGGCCCCCUUAUAGGUGGAGGCAUGGUCCUCUGCAGUGAGGCUCAGGGGAAGUUGCCCCAGGGUCCAGACCAGAACUUUCUGAGUGAGAACCUCACGCCAUCGGAAUCCUUUUUUCUUAAAAACCGCAGCCUGUGAUGAGGAAAUUUACUUACUUCUAGCCAAGAUUUGACAGGAAAUUCCAGUGUCAAAUGAUUGAGCCAUUUGCCAUUUAGGAACUCCCUGUGUUGAGAUUUGUCCUCCAACCUCUGAGGUGCAGUCCCUUGGGGGCCACUCCUCCCCCCGCACCCCCAUCCCACCCCCCACCCCCGGGCCUGUGCCCAGCACACCUGUUGGCGAGGGUGUGAGAAGCGCCUAAGCUGUUGACAUGUGAUCUGGGCCGCCUGUAUUUCUCAGGCCAGGAGCAGCAGCUGCUGAGGACAACAGCUUGCGUUACAUGGCUUUGGGGAAGCCGGGUGGGGGUCUGGAUUGUAACAUGUACUGCAAGGAGCAGCUUCUCAUUGUUGAGAUUUUUUUUUUACUUGUUUAUGGUUUUGUUUGUCUUUAAUGCCUUGGAGUGCAUAUUAUCUUCCUUGUCUGAAACCAUACCCCCAAAGUGGCUUUCUUUAGCCCUAGCUGGAAAAUCACUCCUCAGCAGCCUGAAGCAACGAGUAGAUGGAUAGAGAAUGUGGCCUCAACAGGGCUUAUUAAAAUAAAUGUGUCUGAUUUUCAUUUGAAAGAACAAUCACUACAGAGGACAAAAGAAGCCCAUUUAAUGUCUGUAGUUGACAGGAUGGUAGAAACAGAAAACUGAAAUUUUGAAACUUUAUUAGCCAUUAUCUUAAAUUGGUGUUGGCUCAUCAGACAGGGAGGUCACCAGAAUAUAGUAACCAGCUAUAUUAUUGCCUCACCAUUUAAAUAAAAAGAAAUGUCUUCUGUGAAGUAAGACCCCAAUAACGAUGACUAGUACCUUUUUCAGUGUCCCCUCAGUGGUGUGGGGGGGCAUAUAGCUGUGGAAGCCAGGAGAUUGCAUUUUCCAUCGAGAAUCCACCCCCACCCACCUCAAGCCAGGGUGUGACCACUGGGUGUGGUCCCCUGGCCCAGCCCCGAUGUAGGACUGCCAUGUAAACUGAAGAGUGCUAGAACCAGUUAAAAUUGGGGGGAGGGGGGCAGAGCUCUGAUCAACAAGGUACCUCUUUACAGACACAGCCCCAGUAUGCUGGCUUUCACUCUCAGUCUCUUUCCCCCUCUCUGAACCCAAGCCAUUUUUUAAAGCCCCAUCUGCUGUCCCACUGCUCAGACGCUCCCUUUUGUGCUGCUAGUUUCUACUCAGAAGUUCAUGCAGGACUAAUGCUUUUGAAAUGAGGUCUAAAAAAAUAAUGACUAAUCCAGAGUAUUAUUUUUUAAACAGAACUGCCUUUUUCUAUUCUUUAUAUAAACUCUAUUGUGUUGGUCUAACAAGGCACUAUUUUUAAAUGUUUUUUAAAAAAUUUAUCCCAGAGCACUUAAAAGAUAUUUUGUAAAGACUUUGCUGUAAAGAUUUUGUAAUAAAAAUGGUCUAAGGGCUCCUCCAACAUUACCAUUUAAAAAAAAAUGUUUUAAAGGCUAGAAAACAACUUAUGUAUAUUCUGUAUAUGUAUAGCAGCACAUUUCAUUUAUGGAAAUAUGUUCUCAGAAUAUUUAUUUACUAAUAUAUUUAUCUUAAGCCAUGUCUUAUGUUGAGAGUGUGACAUUGUUGGAAUAAUCAUUGAAAAUGACUAACAUGAGGCCCUGUAAAUACAUGAUUAAUUGCACACAGAUUUUACAUAUUUGCCGACCAAAAAUGAUUUAAAACAAGUUGUAGUCUUCUAUGGUUUUGUAACAAAUUGUACAAAUGACUGUAAAAAAAAAUACAAUUUUAUCAAGUA
Molecule: messenger RNA, 5998 nt
Organism: Hipposideros armiger (great roundleaf bat)
Lineage: Eukaryota; Metazoa; Chordata; Mammalia; Chiroptera; Hipposideridae
Gene: ZNRF3
Product: zinc and ring finger 3
Exons: 9
Coding region: 73-2586 (837 amino acids)
Source: RefSeq, a predicted model, not a curated record